AUGGGAAAUCAUAAAAGACUUCGCGAUGAAUCGAUUAGUUCUGAUAUCGAAGUUGAUAAAACACCUAUUUUAACACAAACACAACUUGAGCAAAUCACCCAAAAUGUUGUCCAACUUCUGACACCCAUUAUUGAAACAACAAUUAAAACAUUAUUUGAACAAUUACAUCAGAAAUACAACAACAACCAACUCCCUUCCCAAACACAACAAUCAACUUCUCGAUGGGGUUGCCCCCCAAACUUAAUGCCACCAAAAAUUAAACAAGCUGCAAUGACAAUUGAACAUCUUCAACAGCCCGUAUUUGAUGAAAAUUUGAAAGAACUUUAUAAAAAGAAGAGUUUUUACGCAGUCAUUGAAAGAUUUCCAGAAUUGGAAAAUGAGGAAGAAGACUUAAAGAACAUAGAAAGAAAUGUUCAAAUAGUAAUAAACAACAAAAACUUUAAGGAAGCAAAAAAUUUCGAAGUUAAACGACACGGGAUCAAGAAGCAAAACAAUUAUCAUCGAAUCAUCAAAGUUAAAUUUUCGACUCCAGCUGCCGCACAUUCAUUUAUUAAUCAAUAUAGAACAAUACACAAACCUACCUUAGGUGGGCAUAGUCCUUUCGCAAGAAGGGACUUAACCCCACCUGAACUACAACUACAAAAUUACCUCAAACAACAGGUUAAAGAAAUUAAUGCAAAACAUGGAAAUGGCACAGCUUGUUACCGUAAUCUUAAAAUUUAUUAUAAAAAGCAAGUGAACUUGGACUAG
Messenger RNA from Meloidogyne enterolobii, 750 nucleotides. The record is from the annotation of a GenBank genome assembly. NCBI's taxonomy places the organism in Eukaryota, Metazoa, Nematoda, Chromadorea, Rhabditida, Meloidogynidae.